Molecule: messenger RNA, 984 nt
Organism: Bombyx mori (domestic silkworm)
Lineage: Eukaryota; Metazoa; Arthropoda; Insecta; Lepidoptera; Bombycidae
Exons: 6
Coding region: 1-984 (327 amino acids)
Source: RefSeq, a predicted model, not a curated record
AUGGCAGCCAUUAUCAGAAGCGGCUUUGCCUAUCGUGCACAGUGUGAGAGGAGCGGUAUCAGCGGGCGCCAACCUCGGGUCGAUUACUUCGACGCGGAGCAAAUGGCACAGGAGUGGAGACCGGAGCAGGGGAAAUUAGGAUAUGUGGAGACUACAGAACUACACUUAAUCCAGUACUUAUUAAACAUCUACACCCAGUUCCGAUUUUCGAUCAACUACGCCAAAAUCUCGCAAACGAAUCAGAUUGAAUACCUAGGUCACAUAAUAGAUAAACAUGGCAUCCACCCAACCAAAUCUAAAAUUGAUGCCAUAACUAAGGCCCCAGCACCUAGUAAUGCAAAAGAACUACGAUCAUUUUUAGGACUAGUUAACUUUUACGAACGAUUACCAAACCCUGAAACUGAACCCUCCGAGACAGAAGGGCUUGUACAUAAAAUAGAUCUACGUCUUUUGAGCACUCGAAUGACUGACCUUAACCUUUCAGAACAGUUACUUAUGAAAACAACUGCAAAGGAUCAUAUACUCACAAAAGUUUGUCAAAAUUUAAAAACCGGCUGGAGAGAAUCAGAAUACAAUCCAGAGAUGAAACCAUUCUACAGAAACCGGACUGAAUUAUCUGUUGAGAAUAAGAUACUUAUGAGGCAAGGACGCAUCGUUAUACCUACAGCACUCCGAAAAGCCAUUCUUACAUACCUUCAUCGAGGACACCCUGGCAUUUCUGCUAUGAAAGCACUUUCACGUUACUAUGUUUGGUGGCCUAACCUUGACGAAGACAUAGAAUUAUUUGUCAAGAAAUGUACCAGAUGCCAACAGAACCGCCCUUGUAAUCCUGAACUUCCUGUAUUUUCCUGGUCCAUACCAGAAGAAGUAUGGGAGAGAAUCCAUAUCGACUUUGCUGGACCGUUCGAAGGAUCGUAUUGUCUAUUUUACAUGUCACAUCAUCCCCAUAUCAUCCUCGGACAAAUGGGCUGGCAGAACGUUUAG